CAGCAGCAGGUUGUCAGCUCGUCCUGAGGGGAGGAACUGUGGGAUGCUGAUGAACACACCCUGCCCUUCCCGCUGUCUUUUCACAUCAGCGUUAACCAACAACCUGAAGAGCAUUAAAAGCUACAUUCAGUAUGUGGCGUAGCACCGGCUGAGCGCGUCUGCUUCAGGUAGCUGUGAUGGCAGCGUCAAAGAUGUCUGUGCCACUGGCUGUGGUGGUGAUCCUCCUGUCGGUGCUGCUGACAGGAGCAGCCCAAGCCGGGCCUGAGAUAGAUCCAUACAAGAUCUUAGGAGUGACCAGGAGUGCAAGCCAGGCUGAGAUCAAGAAGGUCUACAAGCGUCUUGCAAAAGAAUGGCAUCCGGACAAAAACAAAAAUCCAGGAGCUGAGGACAUGUUCAUCAAGAUCACCAAAUCCUAUGAGAUCCUUUCCAAUGAGGACAAACGGGCCAACUAUGACCGUUACGGCCAGACAGACGACACCCAGCCGUAUGGCGGCGGUCGCUACGGUCAUCGCCAUGACAGCUUUUACUUCGACGAGUCCUUCUUCAACUUUCCCUUCAACAGCAAGAACCACAGGGACUUUGCUGACAGCAAGUACAUUCUACACUUCAACCAGUACGUCAACGACGUGGUGCCAGACAGCUACAAGAGACCGUACCUGAUAAAGAUCACCUCUGACUGGUGCUUCAGCUGCAUCCACAUCGAGCCUGUCUGGAAGGAGGUGGUGCAGGAGAUGGAGACUCUAGGUGUUGGGAUAGGUGUGGUGGAUGUCGGCUACGAGAGGAGGUUAGCCAAUCACCUCGGAGCCCAUCGCACCCCGUCGAUACUUGGAGUCAUCAACGGCAAAGUGACGUUUUUCCAUUACGCCGUGGCAAAGGAGCACCUGAGGCAGUUUGUAGAAGACCUUCUUCCUCAGAGACUUGUGGAGCGGGUCACUGACAAGAAUGACCUGCAGUUCUUGAACAGCUGGCACGAGCUCAACAAGCCACACGUGCUUCUGUUUGACCAAGUGCCUGUAGUUCCUCUGUUAUACAAACUGACAGCUUUUGCCUAUAAGGACUACCUGCAGUUUGGCUAUGUGGACCAGGGCCUUUCAGAGACCGCCAAUCUGCAGAAGCAGUUCAAUAUCAACACUUACGCUCCGACCAUGCUGGUCUUCAAAGAGAACACUGACAAGCCUGCUGACAUUAUACAGGCCAAAGGAAUGAAAAAGCAAAUCAUUGAUGAGUUCAUGUCAAACAACAAGUUUCUACUCGUGCCACGGCUGGUCAAUCAGAAGCUCUUUGAUGAGCUCUGUCCUGUCAAACAGUUCCACAGACGCAGGAAAUACUGCGUCCUGCUGAUCACAGGUGAUGAGGAGACCUUUUCUUUUGGGAACCAGGCGUUUCUCUCAUUCGCCUCCACAAACGGCAAGGAGGUUGUUAGAUUUGCCUACGUGUACCAGCGGUUACAGCAGCCUCUUUGUGACAUCCUCAUGCAGAACAAAGACAGCGCACAGUCACCAGCACAGGUGGUGAUCCUGGAGAGGCGUAAUGCUGCAGGCAAGGCCUUGUUCAAGCCCGUGAGCGCCUGGAACGGCAGCGAGGAGGACAAACAGCGUCUUCUGGAGGAGCUGGAGCGACUGCAGAGGGACCCGUCCAUCCUCAAUAAUGACGCCAUGCUGCCCGAGCUCAACAACGAGUUUGCCUCUAUGUUUGUAAUCAGAUGGAUCUAUGCCUCUUACGAUUACCUCUCUGAAGUCAUUGACGAUAUUCUGCAUAACAACUGGCGUGAGAUGAUGCCUCUUUUGUCCCUCAUCUUCUCUGCCUUGUUCAUCUUGUUUGGAACUGUGGUCAUCCAGGCCUUCAGUGACUCAAGUGAUGAUAAACAGACUAAACCAAAGGCAAAAGAUGGAACAAAAGCAGAAAAUGGGUCACCAGGGUCCGGUGGUACUUCAAGUCGGCCUCCCAAGAAGAAUUUUGUGGAGGUGACUGAGCUGACGGACAUCACUUACAUGAGCAACCUGGUGAAGCUGAGGCCGGGACACAUGAACAUAGUGCUGGUUCUCACAGACGCCUCCAAGAACAUCCUGCUCAGCAAGUUCGCCAAAGAGGUCUAUUCCUUCACAGGGAGCAUGACGCUGCAUUUCUCCUUCCUGAACAUUGACAAGCACAGCCAGUGGAUGUACACUCUGCUGGAAUACGCCCAGGACGCCACACAGAUAGAUGCAGACGACGACGAUGGAGGAAACCGCAAGAUGGACUACACCGGCUAUGUGCUGGCGCUCAACGGCCACAAGAAGUACCUCUGUCUUUUCAAGCCGGUCUACACUGGGGAGGACCUUGACAGUAAGUCGUCCGAAGACGAAGGGAGCACUGCGGGGGGGAGGUCGAGGUCCAGUUCCCGCGAGGACCAUCCACCACGCAAAUCCAACCGAUCCCGCAGCAUAUCCACCCUGCAGAUCCACCACAAACUGGACCGCCUGGGGCUGUGGAUGGAACGGCUCAUGGAGGGGACUUUGCCUCGCUAUUACAUUCCUGCAUGGCCCGGACUCGACAAGAUCACCCCCAGUAAAUAGAUGGAUGCGAGUUAGGACAGACUUAGUACUUAUCUACUGUACCCUUGUGUUAGGCUAGAGCUGCCUUUCUUGCACUUGAAAUAAUAAAUAGUUACUUUAAAGUCGGGUCAAUAAUAUGACAAACUACUGUGGGACACGUCCUUUAGCGUACCCCCCUUACGGUCGUCGCAUGCUGUUUUUCGAUUUAUUCAAUCCAGGCAAACGCUGCUGCUGCUGCUACAGCCUUGUGAACAGAAAAUAAAAUCACUGUGGUCACCUGUACUCUCCUGCCUUCAUGACCAUCAGUCAAAUCCACACACGCUGAAGGAGGCAGGACAUCUACCUUUGUCUUCAUCAAUGAAUACUGUGAAUAGAGAUGCAUGUCCUUAACACUAAAUGUCUUUUUUUUUUAUGCAUCUCAGGCCUUUUCGUUUAUUUUUUUCCCGUGAUAGAUUUAUCUCCUGAAUGCUGGCUCGCUUGUGCAAUAUAGCCUACUGCUGUAAUGACAAUGCCUUGCACCCUGGACUCCACGGGGUUUUCUCCAUGGUCUUCCUGAUCAUGUGAUUGCAUCAAAAGAAAAAAAAUAUCUGUUUUGUUACAUGGGGGGUGUUGGGAUUGUGAUUUAAUAUGUUCUUCACUUAGGAGUCAAGAAUUAUUUAGCAGCCUUGGUCUAUUUUACAACCUCAGUUAGCCAGUAGCUCUAUGUAGCAGACAUAACGAUCGGGCCCCUCCAUUUCAUUUUCUGAAUGUUUUCCAAAUGGACACCACUGACUGAUACAUUAUGUAGACAUGAAAGUUAAAGUCAACAACUUACUGUGUGCUUGCUUGGUUUAUGAACUUGUUCUGUCAAGUAUGAAAUUGUCUUUGAUAUGAUUUUGAUGGUACAGUGUGAUGUAAAUAUUGUACAUUAUCAUGUUAUCUAUUGGACCUGUAUUUUACUAAUGUAUGUAACUAAAGAUUUGGUGAAUGUUUUACAUGGAUCUAUCAAAAAA
This is a messenger RNA of Acanthopagrus latus (yellowfin seabream), 3526 nucleotides long. RefSeq names its product DnaJ (Hsp40) homolog, subfamily C, member 16 (gene dnajc16). The record is from RefSeq and is a predicted model, not a curated record. Lineage: Eukaryota; Metazoa; Chordata; Actinopteri; Spariformes; Sparidae. The transcript is spliced from 15 exons. Bases 177 to 2555 code for a protein of 792 amino acids.